Molecule: messenger RNA, 1506 nt
Organism: Linum tenue
Lineage: Eukaryota; Viridiplantae; Streptophyta; Magnoliopsida; Malpighiales; Linaceae
Source: the annotation of a GenBank genome assembly
AUGCUCUCAACAGCGAACGACGAUUUAGCGACCCCGGCGCCGGGCCUCCUCCCGUCUGACCGGCCGCCGGAUACAAUGGAUCCCUCUGUUUUUGUCAAUGUCCCCGGGGCCAUGGGUAACACGGCUCCGCCCGUCGCUGUGUCAGAUAUGGCUAUUGAUUUUGCUACUUUGCCUGUGCAGGUGUCUCCGGCGGAGGCAACGCCAGAGCAGGGAUCCCAACUCACGCCAAUGGAGGCCGCGGAAAAUCAGGCAAACGCGAAGAAACCAGUACAGGCGUUCACCUAUGCUAAGGCGGUAGCGGGCUUACCGACACCAUUGACACCUCCUAAUCAGCUGGCGCUGUGGACACCAGUGGGGGAACACGAUCUAAUAACAGGGAGCCGGAAUGGGGAGCCGGCGUUGACAAUUUCGACGGAAUUCAAGACGAAGAUUUGUGCACCAUGGCAGCGCUCUUUGGUUAUUAGACUGCUUGGUCUGAGAAUUGGCUUCAUCGCUCUCUGUAACCGUCUGAAAAGCCUCUGGAGACCGACCGGAAAUAUGGAAAUCAAAGACCUGGACCAUGACUGCUUUCUGGUCAAGCUCGACAAUGAGCAAGACUACUUCCGGGCUCUGACCGACGGGCCAUGGGUGAUCUUUGAUCACUAUUUGGUUGUUCAACAGUGGACUCCAAGUUUCGAGGCCUCUGAUCCUCUUCCGAAAACCAUGAUCGUCUGGGUUCAACUUCCGGCCUUGAAGAUUCACUUCUACCACAAAGAGGUUGUGACUACUCUUGGAAACCUAAUUGGGAGAACGAUCAAGCUUGACUACCAUACCCUUACACAGCAACGGGCAAAAUUUGCCAGGCUAGCGGUGGAGGUUGACUUAUCGAAGCAAUUGGUUCCACGAAUAUGGCUUGACGAUGCCUGGCAAAAAGUUGAAUACGAAAACCUCCCUGAGGUUUGUUUUGAAUGCGGAAGGAUUGGGCAUUGCUCUGCCAUGUGUCCGCUCCUCAGACCCGCCGCUUCGCAGAAUACUGUGGUGGUCGCCGGAGGGGAUUCGCUGUCUGGUUCGCCGGCCGUCGAGGAAGACACCAGUCGGGGCUUCGGGCCGUGGAUGCUGGUUUCCAGGAAGUCGCGGCGGAAUUCACGGGACUUUCAGCAGAAAGGGAAAGUCGAGAAAGAUGCGGAAGUGCAAAAUCUGGGGCAAAGACACAAACAAGGUAAGCGGAAGUCAGGAGGGAAAGAAGGAAAUCAAAACUUACCUAGUCAAGCCAUCUCCAACGGCCCCCUGCCUCAGAAGAACCAAACACAGGAAAGGAAAGUCGUCAACGGUCAGAUGAACAUCUCCGAGACAAAGAAGGGAGUUGUCUCGGGUGGGGGUAGUUCGGGUGGAAAAGGGAAGGGGCUUUUGGGCCCAAAGCCGGAUGUUCCAGAGCCCAACCCUAGCAGAUUGAAGCCCAAAGCUUGGGCGGAUGAGGCCUCAACUUCGGAUCAUCGAGAAUCCCAAAUUGGCGAAGGAAAAUGUUGA